Molecule: messenger RNA, 1420 nt
Organism: Seriola aureovittata
Lineage: Eukaryota; Metazoa; Chordata; Actinopteri; Carangiformes; Carangidae
Product: N-acyl-aromatic-L-amino acid amidohydrolase (carboxylate-forming) B-like
Exons: 7
Coding region: 392-1405 (337 amino acids)
Molecular function (GO): hydrolase activity, acting on ester bonds; aminoacylase activity
Source: RefSeq, a predicted model, not a curated record
AGAGUUUGCAUAACAGGCAGCGACAGCCUGUACAGAGGGGAUGGGAAUGCUGAAUCAGUAAAACUGCAUGAAAGCCUGGGAGAGGGUGGAAGAGGGUAAACGGCAGGGGGAGAGGGAAGAGAAAGGUAACGGCCAGGGUAUAUUGGGUAAGAUGUACAGGACGAUGCCUCGUCAUUCAUUUCAUCUCUUAUUUGUGAAUGUGGAGCUGACAGUUCACCCUGUUUUAACUCAGGCUUUCCUCCUCAGUUAAGAGACUUUAAAUAGACUUUAAUUUAAGUGCUGCUUUAGACUACGAUAAAUUUAUAGGGUUUAAAGCCGGAACUGCUCCUUUACAGUUCAGCAAGACAGAAAAGCGAGCCUUUCCCCCGUAUCUCUUCCUGCUCUCAGUCUGAUGGAAGUAGACGAGGUGGUGUGUUUACCGAGGUUGUCCCGGGUCGCUGUGUGCGGUGGUACCCAUGGCAACGAGUUGUCUGGGGUGUACUUGGUGAGAGAGCUGCUGAAGGCGGAGAAGAAAGUGAGGAAAAAAGAGGAGGAGGAAGAGGAGCCUCUGUCGGUGCAGAUGGUGCUGUCGAACCCACGGGCCAUGCAGCAAUGCCGCAGAUACAUCGACACCGACCUGAACCGCUGCUUCACCCACGCCACCCUCAAUGGUUCCACGUCAGACUCGGACCCCUACGAGAUAAUCAGGUCUCGAGAACUGAAUGCGAUGCUGGGUCCCAAAGGCAGUCCUAAGGCGGUGGAUCUUGUUUGCGACCUCCAUAACACCACUGCCAACAUGGGCCUGUGCCUCAUUGCGUACUCUGACUGUGACUGGAUCUGCCUGCACAUAUUCAGACACCUUCAGAGGCAGAUGCCAGAUAUACCAAUGAGGUACAUCCAUUUCGAUGUCUCCAGUAAAGAAUCAUAUUCCCUUGAUUCAGUGGGAAAACAUGGCUUUGCCAUGGAGAUCGGCCCUCAGCCCCACGGUGUGGUGAGGUCAAACAUCUAUACGGCGAUGAAAGUUGGUGUGCAGCAUGUGCUCGAUUGGGUCCAUUUCUUCAACUCAGGUACUAUUUUUGAAGGAGGAUUUGUGGAUGUGUUCACCAUGGUUAAACACAUUGACUACCCAAGAGACAGCGAGACUCGCAACAUCACGGCAGCCAUUCAUCCUCAACUCCAGGACCGAGACUUCUGCCUGCUCCACCCUGAGGAUGCGCUGUUCCAGACUUUCUCAGGUGAAACACUGAGGUAUAAAGGCAAUGAACCACUUUAUCCUUUCUUUGUCAAUGAAUGUGCGUAUUACGAGAAGGGCAUCGCUCUCUCCCUGGCGAGAAAGAGGCAUGUGAUGAUUCCUGCAAUCCGGGUGCAGACAGAGCAGGAGCAACAAGCUAACGAACAGGGAUUUGCAUCAGAAGAAGAGGAGUGAGGAUGGGCUUUUAAA